AUGUUUAGGAAGAAGCGCGUCUUGGAGGUGUUGGUUGCGACGCUGGUGCUGUGGCUUUUGAGUUUGCAUCCGGCCGCUUCGCCGCCCAGUUCGCGUCGUCAGGCCGCGUUCUACACCUAUGUUCCCAACGUGGACUCUCCACGUCAGCUGCUCCGGACGGUUUACUCUGUCGAAGCGGCUUUCAACAAACGGUACCAGUACGACUGGGUUUUUGCAUACUAUGCGGAUCACGAGAUGCCUGCGGUGGUGAAAUCGCGGCUGGAGAAGCUGUGUUCUGGCCGGGCGAUCUUCGAGCGGAUCGAGUCUCCAGACUACAGUCUGCCCGAGUCGGUCGACCCCAAGGGUCUGAAAGAUUCGCUCAGACACUCUGCCCUGCAGUCGCCAUUUUCCAAGUUUCUACAGUACAAGCUGAAGAACAGGUUCAACACGUACGGGUUCCAGUUUCUUCCGUCUCUACUCAACUAUCGGUACUAUUGCAACGUUGAGGUUGGCACAGAGCUGGCCUGUGACAUCCCCUACGAUUUUUUCAAACAUAUACAGUCGCAGCGGCAGAUCUACGGGUUCGCGAAUGCGCCGGUCGACUCCAACACGAUCACCAAGAAGCUGGCUCCUUUGGUGCAGCAGUUCGCCGAGUCUGCCAACGACACGUUGCUGAUGCGGUAUGUCUUCGAGGACGGCUACACUGGGUGCAGUUUUGAUUCGAAUUUCGAGGUGGCUGAUCUGGACUUUUUCCGGUCGAAAGAGUACGCUGCUGUGUUUCGUCAGGUGGACGAGACCAACGGGUUCUUUGUGGAUCGCUGGACAGACUAUCACGUCAAGACUCUUGCUAUCUCGCUGCUUGUGCCGCCCAACAAGCUGUUUUGGCUCGACAAGACCGGGUUUUCAGGGCUUCUGGGCCGCACCACGUGUCCGUUGGAGGAAGAAGUGCGCACAGAGAACCAUUGCGCUUGUGACCCGGCCAACGACUACGCUUUCUCCAGCAACAGCGGGCUGCGCCGGCUGUUCCAUCUGCUGGACUGGCCAUUGCCGCAGUCGGUGCCCCCAACCGAAGAAACCCAGCUGCUGCCCAAAUACCGCAACAAGCUCAAGUCCCGCACGGACGCGUACCCACUCACGGUGGAGUACCAGACAAAAGACCCGUGGUUCAAGGAGGUGUUCAUGGCGAUACCAGCGCAUAGAAAAGACACCACAUCAUGA
This is a messenger RNA of Ogataea philodendri, 1197 nucleotides long. RefSeq lists its product as uncharacterized. Gene Ontology annotation, molecular function: alpha-1,2-mannosyltransferase activity. Gene Ontology annotation, biological process: cell wall mannoprotein biosynthetic process; protein N-linked glycosylation; protein O-linked glycosylation. The transcript has a single exon. The record is from RefSeq and is a predicted model, not a curated record. Lineage: Eukaryota; Fungi; Ascomycota; Pichiomycetes; Pichiales; Pichiaceae. Bases 1 to 1197 code for a protein of 398 amino acids. Gene Ontology annotation, cellular component: membrane; Golgi apparatus.